UCUUCCUAAACUUAUGUGGUUGAGAUUACCACAGGUUCACUUCCUCAUCACAGUCCUAAAUAUCUUGUUGUUUCUGAGAAAUAUACAAAAAUCGGGGAAAUUCAGAUCUUAGAGAACUGUUUGAAAACCUAUUGAUGUUAAUAAUUCAACAGAAUUAAAACUAAGAAACUUGGUGAGUUCAUUGAAAACAUAACUGUUUCAUCUCGUUACUUAAAAAAAGUCCCCGAGUUUAAUCAUUGACGUAAUAUAUAACUACAAUGUUUCGAAACUUAUUCAUCGUGAAAUCUAUUGCUCCCGAGUUCUUGCCGUGUCAACUACUGAAUUUGUCAGUGAACAGGAAUGGCUUGUUUCACCUUAUUUAAUGGCUCUUGCCUUCUAGCUUUAACUAUUUUGGCUAUAAUUAUGAAUUUAAUACCUCUGUUCAUGGAUUAUCAUGAUGGGCACUUAUUUCGAAACUCCAUAUCAUGUUACGAAUGGUGGCUACCGGGUGUUCUUGGAGGUGGGAUCUUGGUUAUACCAGCUGCAUCCAUGUCUUUGGCAGCACGUAAGGGACAGAAAUGCAAUACCAGAACUGGGUUCCUACUGUCUGCACUUUUCAGCCUGAUCAGCAUUGUUGGAGCCUUCUACUGUGCUUCGGUUUCACUUUGUUCCCUCGUGAACGGGCCGUUGAUCUGUAAUACAGCAAGUCACAGUGUAGACAACUGCACAUUUUCAAUGGAAGAUAUAAGCUCUCUUUCAAAACUCAAGUUUGAAUUAAAGUGGUUUCUGGAAGAUGAGUGUGGAAUUAAUCAAACUGCCUUUGAAACGGAACCAACUCUUCUGCCAAAUAUAAAUGUUACCAGAGUCCCUAUCAAUGAAUCACUGGUUUUGGGAACUACAGCUGAACCAAAUGCUCAGAUCUCAGAGAUACCUGCAGAGCUGCAAAAGACAAUUCACGUUGUCACUUUCACUGGACUCCUUCUAGUGGCAAUACUGGAAGUGAUUGUCAGCGCAAUGCAAAUAAUCGUUGGAAUUUACGGCUGUUUCUGCAGAUCAUCCAGAAGAUACGACAGCGGGCCUGUGUAAUAUAUCAUUUCUAUCCACAACAACAUUUUGUCCAGAAAAACAUCAGUUACAUCACCCUUUUAAAAUGUGCCAACAACAAUGGUUUGUGAAAAUUGAAUUGUCCAGCAACUUUUGCCAAUCAAUCUCCUCCCCCUUCCCUUUUGCUACCACAUCCCCUUUUCUUCCCA
Leucoraja erinaceus (little skate) is the source of this 1232-nucleotide messenger RNA. RefSeq names its product transmembrane 4 L6 family member 20-like. The transcript has 4 exons. Lineage: Eukaryota; Metazoa; Chordata; Chondrichthyes; Rajiformes; Rajidae. The record is from RefSeq and is a predicted model, not a curated record. Gene Ontology annotation, cellular component: membrane. The coding region runs from base 340 to 1065 and encodes 241 amino acids.